CCCUGUGGGUUGAACAUGGGACUGCCCCCAUCCGCAUACCUAAACGCAAAGAGCUCCAGGAAAGACACGACGCGCUCACUGAUACGCUGCUGGUAUAGUGGGCCUGGACUGGAAACAACUCUCCAUCCACGACUACAGUCAGAGAGCACCGGCACACACAUCUCCGAGAGCAUCCACCGACAUGACAGCGAAAAACCGAAACAAGAGCAGCUCCGGCGAGAAGGGCCAAGCAUCCAGCCAGGAUGACGCGUCGAAGAAAAGCCAGAAGAGCAGCAGCAACGGAGUGACUGGCCCCGGAUCCCAGGGGCCACGGUCAGGGAGCUGCCUCAAGUUUCUGGUGUCCGCUCUGUGUUACAUUGCAUUAGCAGGCGCCGUGGGGUUUGGUGCCUUUUAUGUACAGCAACAAAUUGAGGAGCUUCGCCUCAUCGGUGCCAAAAAUGAAGAGAGCGCACGGCAGAACGCAGAGCUGGGGAGCAAAAUGGACAGUGUCAUUCAACAGGUGGAGUCUCUCAAGAGUGUUGUGGAUGGACUGGACUCAGCACUGGGUGUCACACGGGUGGAGCUGGAGGGGGCAACCGCCCGGCUAAAGAGGGGUGAGGUGGAGACACGGAGGGUGGAGGAGGCCCUCCAAAAGCUCCAGAACGACCUACUCAGGGAUCUUUCAAAGGGCAUUGCAGAGGUGAAGGAGGCUCGUGAGAGGGACUUCUCCUCCCUGGAGAAAACAGUAGAGGAGCGCCUGGCUGAGCUGAGCCACUCAAUCGCAGCCAGCGUAGCAGAGUUCACUGAAGCUCAGGGGGAGGCGCAGGGCCAGCUAGCUGAUCUCAAGGCUCGUCUGGGUGACAUGGAAGACCCAGCGCUGAUCAAACAGGAACUCUCUGCCAUUGUUGAAACUGUGGCUGAAAUCAGCACAGCCAAGCAGGCUGCCGAUGCCUCAGCUGAUUCCCUCAGGGAGCAGAUAGGCACAGUGAGGGCAGAGCUCCAGACCCGCAACCAGGAAGUGGCCUCACUAUCUCAAGAAGUUGAGGCAGUGAGGACACUGGUGCAAGAAACGGUCGGGAGCCUGAGGCAGUCAGUGUCAACAGCAGAGGCUAAUGUUCAGGCUCUGAAGGACAAAGCCCUGACACUGGAGGGUGGAGUCGAACAGGCCAAUGAGGCCGUUCGUAAUGUGGAGAAAGAAGUGAAUGCUGCAGCUGCUCAGGCCCAGAAAAGGUCAGACGACCUUGAGAUCAGAGUUAAAGCAUCAGAGGACACUGGAGAGUCACUGGCAGCAUCAGUAACAGACAUCACCUCCAAGGUGGAGUCGCUGCUGGCCAAAUAUGACUCCCAUGAGAGCACCCUCGCUUCCCAGGGUCAGGCAGUGGAGAAGGCCAAGACUGGAUUGGAGCAGGAGCUAGCAGCACUGAGGAGAAGCUUGGAGGAGUACCAGUCCAACAUGGCUACCGAUGGUGAGGGCCAGGCCAAGCUAACUUCCAGAGACUCCGGCCUGGAUGAGCAGGUGGAGGACCUGGAGAAGAGGCUCGCUGCUCUGGAAGACGGUAUUAAGGCAGGCAGUGAGACGCCAAAGCAGCUGGAAAGCUUAAGAAGCAUGGUGACUAGCUUGGAGGGCAAAGCAGCCAAGAUGGAAGGCCAUGAGAAAGCUAUUUCUGACCUUCAGAAGGCUCUGCAGCAGACCACGCAGUCACUAGCAUCUUUAUCCAAAGCCCCGGGCACUCAGAAAAAGUAGGAGCGCUGAGUUAGCAACGUGACGCCACGAUUACUCAAACAUCCUGUUGCCUUACAUGGACAAUAAUCAAUCUGAAAAGGUGACCAUUACCCACUCUCCCCAUUUUCACGGAGACUCCAAAGAAGAAUUACUGUUUAGAAAGUGAUGUUUGAUGUCAUGAUGUUGCACUCUUUAUGUAGGUAGUAAGAGAAGAGGAAUAGUAGAGAUUGGGUUGGGUUAAGCAAGAAGGGCAGAGCUGGACUGCUGUUAUGUGAAUUCAAAUCAAAACUCAUACUGCACUGUAGUUUCUUUUGUUUUUUCUAAUGUUAUUGUUGUGUUAGUCUUCAUUUAAGUUUCUGUGCCAAUGCUGUUUCUUGAAACUCAAAUGCAAUAAGCUCAUUUUUGAGCAUGUCAUGGUUUACUCACUGCAUUUUUUUGUUUUGUUUUGUUUUUUACAAAAAUAAAAAGUCUGA
Myripristis murdjan (pinecone soldierfish) is the source of this 2175-nucleotide messenger RNA. RefSeq names its product cytoskeleton associated protein 4 (gene ckap4). The coding region runs from base 182 to 1723 and encodes 513 amino acids. The transcript has 2 exons. NCBI's taxonomy places the organism in Eukaryota, Metazoa, Chordata, Actinopteri, Holocentriformes, Holocentridae. The record is from RefSeq and is a predicted model, not a curated record.